GUUACACAUUAGCUUUGACAGCAAAUUGAAGGAGCAAGUGAGCUGUUGGCGUUGACCAGACUAGUUUCCUACGUUGUCAGCAGGGUACUGUAGUCAUAUUUUGUACGUCAGAACAUACUCGACAUUUUUGACGACCAUAAGGAACAAACUACGAUUUCAGAGAAUCGAUGAACUCCCUCAAUUCGCUGUAAAACGUUAUCGGUUUCCUGGUUGGUACUAGCGCAGCCAUUUUGGGUUUCAAGACAACCACAGUCAGUAUCCCUGGUUGUGAGCAAUAGCUACGAUUAGAUUAAGUAGUACUUACUUUUCCCAGCUAGCUAGUUACAUUUCAUCUGAAGGCGUUCAAUAGUUAAGUGAUUAGAUACAUUUAGAGAGUGUAAGGGAGUGUCGUUUUAAAAGAAGAGGGGAUUUACGGUGACGAAUCCACGAUGAAUCCCGAAUAUGACUAUUUAUUCAAGCUGCUUCUGAUCGGUGAUUCUGGUGUCGGAAAGUCUUGCCUUCUGCUCCGAUUCGCAGAUGACACAUACACAGAAAGCUACAUCAGCACAAUCGGAGUGGACUUCAAAAUACGAACUAUAGAAUUAGACGGAAAGACCAUUAAACUUCAAAUCUGGGACACGGCGGGGCAGGAGAGGUUUCGCACCAUCACAUCCAGCUACUACAGGGGAGCCCAUGGAAUCAUUGUAGUCUACGACGUCACAGACCAGGAGUCUUUCAACAAUGUCAAACAGUGGCUACAGGAGAUUGACCGCUAUGCCAGUGAAAAUGUCAACAAGCUGUUGGUAGGGAACAAGUGUGACUUGACAACAAAGAAAGUAGUGGAUUACACAACAGCAAAGGAGUUUGCAGACUCCCUGGGCAUCCCGUUUUUGGAAACCAGUGCCAAGAAUGCCACUAACGUGGAGCAGGCCUUCAUGACUAUGGCUGCUGAGAUCAAGAAAAGAAUGGGCCCUGGGGCCACGACCGGAGGCAAUGAGAAGUCCAACGUCAAGAUCCAAAGUACGCCUGUCAAACCUGCCUCAGGGGGCUGCUGCUGAGAGAGAAUCCCACCACUCACAAACACCUCUGGUCCCAACUCUGGCCUGUCAGUCCCUCCACCUGGUCCCAUUGUCCACCAUACCCAGCCUAACCGUACUAGAGAGAGAGGGGGUAGAGUCAGAGAGAUUGUGUGUGUGUCUGUGUGUGUGUUAGAGUUAUAACAAUAUCAAGUUGCCUGAAUUUGUACUCUUAAGUACUGUAGCCGCACUACCAAAACAAUACAAUUUGCCCUGGUAAAUAAUAAGUAGUAGCAGUCAGAUGGUCAGCCCCUCACUGGACCUUACAGAUCCCACCCUGGAGUGGAUUUACCCCCCGGAACCCCACAGAAACCACAAAAGUUGUUUGCCCAGUUAAUACCCUCUGCGUGCAUGUUCAUAAAAUAGUAUAUAAGUGUACGUGUGUGCGUGCGUGUGUGUGACUCUAACUUACUCUGUCUCACUGCAUUCCUAUUACAGGGUUGGUCUGUGGUCAAAUUCAUAGAUUUCUUCUUUUUUUUUUUACUCUCUUCCCUGCUUCCUUUUCUUCUGUGUUGAUGAUUUUUCUGUUUGUAUUGGCAUGUGUAGAUCUGUCCCUUUCAAAGGUGUUUAUUCGCCAAUUUGCGUGUCAGCCAACUGCACAAGUGUCUCACUGUCUUGCGAAAAAUAUAUGUAUAUACAUUAUGUAUAUACUGUAUAUGUAAGAUCUGAUUUCCUAAAUCUGUAGACUUCAGUUCAUCCUCAGAGUAGUCUUGACUUAAUCUCUGCAUUACAUGUCUGGCUGCAGACAACUGUCAUUUUGUUGCACAACAUGUAACAUUUCAACUGAAAAAUAAAUAUUGUACUUCCAGACUGUAUGAUACUGAAAGUAUUAUUCUUGGUGGAAUAUGUAGAAACAUUUUGUUUUAUUUGUUCUACAUUUUAUGGCAAAUUAUAUUGUACCAGUAACUUAGGAUCUGUUUGCAAAUUGGCCAUUAUCUGUGGAAUAUCUCAGUAGAGAAUUGCAAAUAUAAAACACUAUGUUCUUUUUUUUUUUCAUAAUAAAGGCAACUGAAGUUUUAAAAAAC
Molecule: messenger RNA, 2080 nt
Organism: Esox lucius (northern pike)
Lineage: Eukaryota; Metazoa; Chordata; Actinopteri; Esociformes; Esocidae
Gene: rab1ab
Product: RAB1A, member RAS oncogene family b
Exons: 6
Coding region: 429-1037 (202 amino acids)
Molecular function (GO): GTPase activity; GTP binding
Source: RefSeq, a predicted model, not a curated record